Hydractinia symbiolongicarpus is the source of this 1556-nucleotide messenger RNA. Its product is annotated as glycosaminoglycan xylosylkinase-like. Gene Ontology annotation, cellular component: Golgi apparatus. The transcript is spliced from 10 exons. Gene Ontology annotation, molecular function: phosphotransferase activity, alcohol group as acceptor. Bases 254 to 1492 code for a protein of 412 amino acids. NCBI's taxonomy places the organism in Eukaryota, Metazoa, Cnidaria, Hydrozoa, Anthoathecata, Hydractiniidae. The record is from RefSeq and is a predicted model, not a curated record. Gene Ontology annotation, biological process: protein phosphorylation.
AGUACACGUGGAAAAAUUGCAACAAAAACAACGAUCAGAAAAUGAAGGAGAAGUAUAGCUAAACAUUUCAGCAACACAACAAUAUUAUUGGAAAGUUCCUUGAUGUCAUCUUCCAUUUUCUCCUGAAGUAUACUAUAUUGACUAAGGAAUUUUGUGUUGAAUGAAACUUGGCAUAUGAGUGAUCAUGAGCUGUUGUAUACUCAUUUCUGUCAUCGUUUAAAACAUAAAAGGCAGUUGAAACUAAUAGAGGAAGAUGAAAUGGAAGGAACGUGUUUUUCUCCUACUUAUUUUAUGCGCUAUCACAAUACUUGUGUAUUACCGAGGCACACUGAAAUCCAAAAGACUACCCUUAACCAAAUCAGAGGAUUUAGACACAUUUAAAGAAAAGCGCAACACAUUUGCACUAGAAUUAGAUGAUGACCAUAACAAUUGGCUGUCCAUGCAUCCUUGGGAUGUUUGGCAAGAAAUGGUUACAGGCAGAGAAAUAACAGAUCGUUCUGAAAAGUUUGUACAUAUGAUAUUGAAGGCUAUGUCAGAAAGUAAGAUUUUAAGUGCAGAUGUUGGUUAUAAGGGUACACAAUUAAAAGCACGUUUAUAUUUGGAUGGACCCGAAAAACAGGUUGUUGUGUUCAAACCAAAAAGAUACGAGCGUGACAAGGUAUUAGGUGGAACACCCUAUGAAGGCUAUGAUAGACAUAAUGCCGAAAUUGCUGCUUUUCACUUGGAUAGACUCCUUGGUUUUAACAGAGCACCCCCUGCAGCUGGUAGAAUCAUUAAUUUAAACACAGAAGUAUUACCUGUGUGCAAAAAUAAAUUGCGCAAAACAUUUUUUACUGAUGGUUCGAAUAUUUGUUUCUAUGGUGUAUGCAUGUAUUGCAGAAAAGAGGAGCCAGCUUGUGGGAAGGGUGAAAAAAUGGAGGGCUCUCUAACACUUUGGUUGCCAGCAAAAUGGAAAGUUGCAAAGAUGAGACAUCCUUGGCAGAGAACAUAUAGAGACAAAAAGGCUAGAUGGGAGGUUGACAUGAAUUACUGUGACAGUGUUGUGCGGAAAGUACCAUACAAUGAAGGUCCUCGUCUGUUAGAUAUCAUGGAUACUUCUAUAUUUGACUUUUUAAUCGGUAAUGCUGACCGGCACCAUUAUGAAUAUCUUCAGAAAGAUGGAAAUCAUGGAAUGUUGUUACAUAUCGACAAUGGAAAAAGUUUUGGCAACCCACAUGUAGAUGAGACGAGCAUAUUAGCACCCCUAUAUCAAUGUUGUAGGUUACGCAAAUCUACUUAUGCAAGACUUCAAACUUUUUCCACGGAUAGUAACGACCCUUCUUCGUUAAGUGUUUUGUUGACAAGAAUGUUACGCCGUGAUCCGAUUUACCCGAUUUUGACGAAGGAUCACCUUCAAGCUAUUGAUAGACGGUUACACAAAACGUUAGAUGUUUUGAAAACUUGCUUUCAAAAGAAAGAAAUCAAUCAUGUUUUAUAUGAUGAAAAUUUUUAAAUUUUUUUAAAAGUGAGUUUAUUUAUUAAAUAUAUGUUUAUACCCAGUACUUCAGCAAAUCGUA